Tuber aestivum (summer truffle) is the source of this 1304-nucleotide messenger RNA. NCBI's taxonomy places the organism in Eukaryota, Fungi, Ascomycota, Pezizomycetes, Pezizales, Tuberaceae. The record is from the annotation of a GenBank genome assembly.
AUGCCCUCGAAGGUCUGGAGAAAUCCCCUAAGGGAAAUGGCAGGGAGCGCCAAGAAAAGUCCGGGGAGUCGAGUUCAAGGAGGGUUCGCCAGGGGAAGCCGGCAGAAACUCCUCAGGAAGCUGCGCGGGAGCGCCGGAAGGCCGAGGCAAAGUGGCCAUAUCUCAAAUAUGCUGCGGAAUCUUGGUUCAUUCAUGCCCGCCGGAGUAUCGAGGCUGGGGAGCACAAAUUCUAUGAUACUCAUCAUAACUGGCUGGAUUAUGGGCUCUUCGGCACCAGCGAUAUCAUACGAAAGCAGUGGAUCGAGUACUGCGGAGAUGCAAAAAUGGAAGUUUUAGCGGGGGAGCAAACACCACUGAACGUCGCGGUCUGUUUGGGGCUCACGCCGCUUGUCAAAGCCCUCCUAGAUUCCAAUACCGGGACGGAGACCUCUAAUAACACCCAUUCACCCCUACACCUAGCAGCAAAAUCUAUGUCCGGGGCAUACAAGAUCCUUAUUGCCGAGAGCGACCCAUCCCUUCUCAUGGCCCAGGGUCAAUACGGCAACACCCCGCUCCAUGAAGCAGCUAUUUCCGGUCAUUGGAACAUGCAGAAGGCCCUGAUGGAAAAACUCGCAGGAUCUGAGGACGGAGCAUACAGUGGCAAAAUCAACAAGAAGAACGAUUCGGGUGAUACCCCACUUCACCUCGCUGUUCAAUUCGAUCACCCUGAUAUCGUCGAGGCUCUAGUCAAGAAAGGCGCGGAUCGGUCCAUCCGAAACGGUCAGGGGGUGACAGCAUCGGAAUUGAGCUUAUCUCUCAGGAGAGAUGACAGUUCUGAAAUUCUAAGACUUGCAGAGGUGGGGGCUCUGGAGGAGCUAGGGGAGGAGGCUGUUGUGCCACCUGUGUUGCCACCUACGAAGGAACCUGUGCAGGAGCUUGUAGCGCUGCCCGCGAAGGAGCGUGGAGAGAAACUACGGUGGAGAGUGUGGUGGAAUCUGUGGUGUUUGGGAGGGGGCUGCGGUGGAGAAUGGGAAGCCGGCGGAGAUGACGAAGGAGGAGACCGCGGAGGAGACCGCGGAGGAGAUAUAGGACGAGGCUCUGGACGGUCCCGGGAAGAACGCCACAGAGGGGGCCAUGGAAGGGGUCAGAGCAGCCCCCGGGAACACCACUUUCCGAGGAGGCGAGGCCGGUAUCAAACCCCUAGGGACAAGCUACUCACCGCAGGCCCGGAUGGGGAUCAUGGGUGCCGCUCCCCCCGCCGCACGGACGCGUACUCAACGCAUAAGGAGGAAGGAAAACGCUACAGUGUUGUCGUUGUGCGGUAG